UUCUCAAUCCUGCCUCCUGCAAAACACUGCCGCCGUCGCGCUCGCCACCUCCUCUCCCGGGGUCCCGUCGCACGGGCUCGUUGGAGAGAUCGACCACAAGGGAGCAGCAGUCCCCUCGGAGGAGGAAGUCACUGGUGGUGGCUUACUCGUCUCCGAUGGCGCCGCCAUCAGGAAAGGGCGACCUCGAGACCGGCAAAGGCGACUAGGUCUUGCAGUGGAUAACUCCUGAGGCAACCAGGUAGUUCAGGAAAACAGGGUGGUGAGAUUGUGCUAAUCAAUACAUUCGGGUCUUGUAAUACCAGCAGGGUGCUGGAACCUUUGAGUUUUGUUGGCUAUGGAUGCUAAAGCACAGCGCGAGGGAGCGAGCAACAGCAAGAGGCUGACUGUGACCAUGGAGGUCGACACCCUGGAGUGCCCCAUCUGCUUUGAGCCCCUCAGGCCCCCGAUAUUCCAGUGUUCUGUGGGGCAUUUCAUAUGCUCGCCAUGCCGUGGCAAGCACCUACAUAACAAGUGCCACAUAUGCUCUGCCAAAACUACCUUCAAACGCUGCUUUGGGAUGGAACAUGUCGUCCAGACAGUCAAGGUUUCUUGCUCGAAUGCCAUGUACGGAUGCACCAAGAAGGUCACUUACUACCAGAAAGAAGAACACGAGAAGGCAUGCACUGAUUGGGGGUGCUUCUGCCCAAAGCCCUUCUGUACCUUCCUUGGACCAACGGAGGCGCUUCUGGACCAUCUAACCACCGAGCAUGAGUUUCCGUCUUCAACCCUCCCAGAUUCUGACACGGUGUCUCUCUACUUAGAGUGGGGCUUCUAUGUUCUGCAACGCAGGCAGACAGACUAUUUUUUCCUGCUCAGGUUGUUACCAUCGGGUGAUGGACAUGCUCUCUCAAUCAUCUGCGUCCAACCUAGCACUAUGGAACCCAAUAAGCUCACAUGUAAUAUGAGCUUUGACUGCUUUGCGACUGGUUUUCGUGAAAGUUUAAGUUGCCCUAUCAGAAGCUCUUCAUUGUCUGGUGGAUUCUUGCCAGAAUAUGAGUUAAUUAUGCCCAAGGGAAAGAUUUCUGAAGAUCGACACAGUAUGAUGCUCAGAAUCACCAUUCAACAAGCUUUAAGUGUCAGCAGGCCCAUUCUCCAAAGAAAGGGCCCGACUCCUGCUCCCCAAUCCUCCGAGAUUGUGAUCCGUGGAAGUUUGGGCUUUGCUCUUACACAUAAAAUGCUUCGUGAUUGAUCUGAUUGACGAUAUACCUUUAAGAUUCGACAGUGCUCAUAUAUUCCGGAGGUUCAGCGUGGUGUUGUUAUCACGUCUGGGUUUCACCAGUUUGUUAGUAUGGCAGCUGUUUCAACAAUGAGUCUUUUUAUGUAUUGUUGUCCUCAACUUGCGCCGCAACAUGUGAGGCUGUCCAUGGUCUACUAGAAAAUUGUAUGUUAUGUUCAGUACAUUUCUCUGCAUCUCGUGACUACUGAAUAUGAACCAGUAACUUGAAGUUA
Messenger RNA from Lolium rigidum, 1488 nucleotides. Its product is annotated as E3 ubiquitin-protein ligase SINA-like 10. The record is from RefSeq and is a predicted model, not a curated record. Gene Ontology annotation, molecular function: zinc ion binding; ubiquitin protein ligase activity. The transcript is spliced from 3 exons. NCBI's taxonomy places the organism in Eukaryota, Viridiplantae, Streptophyta, Magnoliopsida, Poales, Poaceae. The coding region runs from base 335 to 1228 and encodes 297 amino acids. Gene Ontology annotation, cellular component: cytoplasm.